UUCAAUUUUUUUCUUUGCAGAUUUUUUGAUACAUAGAUGCUCUCUGUGAUGUAGAACUCUUCGAGCGUUUGUAAUAGUAGGCAGGGGGUUUCUGGAUUUGGGGAUUGGAGUGAUGAUUCAGUGUUUUCUGGUUCUGAUAUGUUGCAUUUUUAGGACUUAGAAUUAUGAUUGAUGUUCUUUUAUCCUAACAUGCAGUUCAGCUAUUCGGCUCUACUGAGUACUAACAUGUGAAGCUAAUUUGGCUCUGUGCGUUGCAUUUUUAAGACUAGCGUCACUUAUGCAUUGGUCGUAAAUUUGUUGUAAGAUGUAGUUGAGUUUGGAAACAGUAGUGAUGUAGCUGUGAAAUCAGGUAUGAAUUGAACGAGCUCUUUUGCUUCUGUAUAAUUUGUGUGAUCGUUUGGGUAAGGCUUGCUUAUUUUAUAUAUUCGAGGCUUAUGUCUUGGCCAGUAUCCGAUAAAUCUAGGGCAAUUGUUGUUGGGAAUUUGUGUAGUAUGCCUUUUUUCUGCAAUUUGUUGUAUUGGCGUGAACUGCAGUAGUAUGAGGUAUACAACUGCUGCUCUUGUUUAUUCAGGUGAUGAUGUUCUUUGUUAUCAGUUAAAUUCGACUGUGCAACCAGGCCAUCUAGAAUUAUGCGAUCAAAAACUUCGGAUUAUCCCCUUGAUUCGAGUUCAGAAUUUUCCAUCUGACAGUGGCAGGGGCAGUGCAAACCUUCAAGAACUUACUACUGUGGAGAUUACAAAUGGGGACAGACCAUGUAAGAAAUCUUCCUAAGAACAAAGAUGCAGAUAAACUUUCAGUUCCACCGGGAUUCAUGUCUCUAAUCUUUUCGGUUGAAGAAGGUAGAUAAUACCGAAGAAACAUGUAACUCCUUGAACUUCAACAGCAUGGCUAAACGGGAACCAAUCCAGAUGGACACUACAUCCAACAUGGUUGAUGCUGCAUCAUUGAAGCAAUCUCUUAGACGUUGACCAUGGAUCAUCUAUGACCAGAACAAUUACCAUCCAGUGGAAUCUGGCUGCAAACUAGCUGAUAAGGAACCAGGUGGAUGGCAUCCUGAAGAUGUAACAAGUAAUGUCCUUGAAGAAGCUCCUGUUUUCCAUCCAACUGAAGAGGAAUUUAUUGACAGUUUAAAGUACAUCGCAAGUAUAUGUUGCAAAGCAGAACCGUAUGGAAUUUGUCGUAGUGUUCCUUCUCCUUCUUGGAAGCCAACCGUGCCUACUUAAGGAAAUGAACUUAUGGAAACAUUCUACCUUUGAAACCCAAAUUCAGCGAAUUGAUGGGCUUCAAAAUCAGAUUUUAGAAACAGCAAGAUAUUAUGAGAAUAUAAACGGUAGGAGGAGAAAAAUGAUGAGAUCAAAUUCAGAGGAUGUGGUUGGUCCCAAACAUGAUAUAAACCCAGAUGAAGUUGCAUACUUUGGCGUUGGAGGUUUUGAAACUAAACCUGGUCCUAAAUUUACCUUGGAAAGUUUUAAGGAAAAUGCAGAUAAUUUCAAGAGCCAGUUUUUUGGUGGUAAAGCUAAAUUGGUUGUGGGUACAAGUGUCAAUUCAAGUGUGCUUCCACAACAGUGGGAACCAUCAGUGGAGGAUAUUCAGGAUGAAUAUAGGAGGAUUGUGGAGAGUCAUAGUGAAGAUAUUGAGGUACAUUGUGAAUGGAUCAUGUUCAAAAGUUGUUAUGCUUAAUGUUUUCAUAAGAAACUUUUAAUGUUUUGAUGUGCUGUGGUGAGAAUCUGGAUACUAGAGCUUUUGGCAGUGGAUUUCCGACAGUGUCCAAUUCUUUGGAAGUUGCUGAUUAUCCAGAUUAUCUGAAAUCGGAUUGGAACUUGAAUAAUGUUCCCCGGCUUCCUAGGACUCUUCUUUCUUUUGAGAAUUUUGAAACAUCUGCUGUUUCAGUGCCUCGGCUCCUCGUAGAGAUGUGCUUCUCAUCCUUUCGUUGGGUAAGAUUCAAAGAAAGUCGAAGAGCACCACUUCACCACUUGUACUCACUAUGUUACGUGCAUUUGGGUGCUCUUAAAGUGUGGCAUUGUGUCCCUGGGCGGUAUGCUGUUAAGUUUGAGGCUGCUAAGAGAAAGCACCGUCCAGAAUUAUUAGUAGAUCAGGAUAUGUUGCAUCACACUCAAGUCACUAAACUAUGCCCAUCAAUGGUGACAUCGGAAGGUAUUCCAGUCUGUCGUUCCAUUCAGCAUCAUGGGGAAUUUGUUCUGGUCCUCCCAGGAGCAUAUCAUUCUGGUUAUGACUGGCUUUAAUUGCGUUGAGGCGGUGAAUUUUGCUCCUCUUGAUUGGUUACUUCAUGGGCAGAAUGCUAUAGAACUUUAUCAUGAACAAGGAAGAAAGACAUCGAUAUCUCAUGAUAAACUGCUUCUGGGAGCAGCAAAGGAAGUGUUGAAGACAGAAUGGGAAGCCACAUUUUUAAAGAAGAACGCCAUGGGGAAUUUAAAAUGGAAUGAUGCCUGUGGAAAGAAUGGGAUCUUGGCAAAAGCCCUGAAGUGGCGAAUCAAAUUGGAAGCUAAUAGACGGGAGUAUCUCUGUGCCUCUUCCCAGUCACAGAAGAUGGACGAAUUAUUUGAUGCUACCUGCAAAAGAGAGUGCUUCAUAUGUCACUAUGAUUUAUACCUUUCUGCUGCAUGUUGUCGAUGUUCUAGCGACAGAUAUUCAUGCCUGAUUCACGCAAAGCAACUCUGUUCUUGUGGUUGGAGUGAUAAAACUUUUCUAUUCCAUUAUGAAAUCAGUGAGUUAUUUGUUCUUCUUGAAGCUUUGGAGGGAAGGUUAAGUGCAGCCUAUAGAUGGUCUAGAUAUAUUCUUAAUCGGACCUUGUCCUCCCAUCCCUCCAAGGAUGAUUUAUACAGUCCAAACUCAGACUCCGAAGAAAAGGAGUGCAGUUCCCCGGAUGCACCAGAACACAGUGGCUUUCGGAAGAGUACUGCAUCUAGCAUUAGGUCUGAAUUAAAGGCAUAUAUGCUCCAAGCAACAUUAUCAAGGGCACGUAAAGCAAAACAGAAUGCAAUAGAAUCAGAAGUUGUUUCAACUUCAGCAACAGAUGAUACAUCUAUUCUACGAAGAGAAAUGACAUCUAAUGUUUUAUCAAGUACGAAUGCAGAUGAUACGUCUUUUCUUCGAGAAGAGAUGGCCUACGAGCUUUCAUCUGAAAGUUCAGGUGUGUCAAGUUCAUCAGAAUCAAAUCCAUGAGACCUAGGCUACGAACAUGGUGUGAUAAGAUCCUUCAUUGCAAGCUCGUAGUCCAAAUACUUCAGCAUGUAAUUCUGAAAGGAAGUCGCGCCUUCUCAAUGUGUAAAAGGUAUGCCUAGAACCAGAAAGUACUUAUUACUAGCGCUUUUGAUUUCCAGUGCAGCAUUUCUGACCGAUGAAGAUCUGGGAAUGAAGGAAUUGAAAGAAAAAAUAACUUAAUUGAUAAAAAUGUAUUGUUUGAUUGAUGAGUAUAAGGAGUUAUCAUUGGUUAAAAAGAAAUUCUUAUGUACACCAUACAAUUGGGUCAUGGUCUGGUUCUGUUUGAUGUGUGUACGUUUUUCCUCAUCAGAAUGGUCCAUGAGCCAACAUGUACUCUCAGUGUAUACCAUGUAAUUUCAGAAGUUUUGGCUGUUUA
Molecule: messenger RNA, 3598 nt
Organism: Tripterygium wilfordii
Lineage: Eukaryota; Viridiplantae; Streptophyta; Magnoliopsida; Celastrales; Celastraceae
Product: putative lysine-specific demethylase JMJ16
Exons: 8
Coding region: 2185-3183 (332 amino acids)
Biological process (GO): chromatin remodeling
Cellular component (GO): nucleus
Molecular function (GO): histone H3K4me/H3K4me2/H3K4me3 demethylase activity
Source: RefSeq, a predicted model, not a curated record